AUGGACACGGCAAGGAUGAAUUCCUUCCUCGAUUAUCCGCCCAUCCUCAACGGCGAGCCCACCACUUGCGCCUCCCGUGCCUAUCACCGCCACCACCACCACCACCACCCAGACCAUGGGAUUACAACCACUUUUCAGUCGUGUGCUGUCAGCGCCAACAGCUGCAACGGGGACGAUCGCUUUCUGGUUGGCAGGGGAGUUCAGAUAAGCCCCCAUCCCCACCACCAGCCUGGUACCGCCUACCAACACCACCCCAAUUUGGGGAUGUCAUUCUCGCACCCCAGCUGCGGGUCCGGCUACGGCACGCAAAACUUCACUGCAGGAGGCUAUGGCCAUUAUCCACUCAGUCAAGAGGCGGAAAUCAGCGGGGGCUACUCCCCGUGCGCUGCUCCUACUCUCUACUCGGGAAAUGUCUCUUCCUCCAUGGUCCAGCAUCCCCAGAGUUAUGGUGGGGGCACAACCAGUUCUACUCAGUACAUUCAUCCCUCUUUUGGAGAGGAGCAGCAGAAUUUAACCCUCACUAAUUUCACCCACUCAUUGUCUCCUCUCCACUCCGUCCACCCAGAAAGCUGCGCUUCUCCUUCUUCUGAAGUUUCUCCACCAGCCCAGACUUUCGACUGGAUGAAAGUGAAGAGAAACCCUCCUAAAACAGGAAAAGCUGGAGAGUAUGGCUAUGUGGGUCAACCCAACACAGUUCGCACCAAUUUCACCACCAAACAGUUGACAGAACUGGAGAAGGAAUUCCACUUCAAUAAAUAUCUUACCAGAGCACGUAGGGUGGAGAUAGCAGCCUCUUUGCAACUCAAUGAAACCCAAGUCAAGAUCUGGUUCCAGAACCGCAGGAUGAAGCAGAAGAAGAGGGAGAAAGAGGGCUUGCUGCCCAUCUCUCCAGCCACUCCAACCGGAAGUGAAGAGAAGGCAGAGGACUCGUCUGAAAAGUCCAGUUCAUCCCCAUGUACUCCUUCUCCUACUUCUUCUACCUCAGAUACUCUGACUACCUCAAAUUGA
Pseudonaja textilis is the source of this 1008-nucleotide messenger RNA. RefSeq names its product homeobox A1 (gene HOXA1). The record is from RefSeq and is a predicted model, not a curated record. Gene Ontology annotation, biological process: regulation of transcription by RNA polymerase II. Gene Ontology annotation, cellular component: nucleus. Gene Ontology annotation, molecular function: RNA polymerase II cis-regulatory region sequence-specific DNA binding; DNA-binding transcription factor activity, RNA polymerase II-specific. Lineage: Eukaryota; Metazoa; Chordata; Lepidosauria; Squamata; Elapidae.